Gopherus evgoodei (Goodes thornscrub tortoise) is the source of this 2383-nucleotide messenger RNA. It is a transcript of the gene RAB18, whose product is annotated as RAB18, member RAS oncogene family. Gene Ontology annotation, molecular function: GTP binding; GTPase activity. The transcript is spliced from 7 exons. Bases 113 to 733 code for a protein of 206 amino acids. The record is from RefSeq and is a predicted model, not a curated record. Lineage: Eukaryota; Metazoa; Chordata; Testudines; Testudinidae.
UAGAAAACUGAGAAAUAAAAAGGGCUGAGUGCGCAUGCGCAGUCACGAGCGGACUGGACUAGACUAGCCUGCGCAAGGAGGUGAGAGUUGGGGUCGGCCGGGCUCGCUCGGGAUGGACGAGGACAUACUGACCACGCUGAAGAUCCUCAUCAUCGGCGAGAGCGGCGUCGGCAAGUCCAGCCUUCUGUUGCGGUUCACAGAUGAUACAUUUGACCCAGAACUUGCAGCAACAAUUGGUGUUGACUUCAAGGUGAAAACAAUUUCAGUUGAUGGAAAUAAAGCUAAACUGGCAAUAUGGGAUACUGCAGGUCAGGAGCGGUUCAGAACAUUAACGCCCAGCUACUAUAGAGGAGCACAGGGUGUUAUCCUAGUUUAUGAUGUCACAAGAAGAGACACCUUUGUCAAACUGGACAAUUGGCUAAAUGAAUUGGAGACAUACUGCACAAGGAAUGACAUAGUUAAAAUGUUAGUUGGAAACAAGAUUGAUAAGGAAAACCGUGCAGUUGACAGGAAUGAAGGUCUCAAAUUUGCAAGAAAACAUUCCAUGUUGUUCAUAGAGGCAAGUGCAAAAACAUGUGAUGGUGUUCAGUGUGCCUUUGAAGAACUCGUUGAAAAAAUCAUUCAGACUCCUGGACUGUGGGAAAGUGAAAGCCAAAACCGAGGUGUAAAGUUAUCAAACCAGGAAGAAGGCUAUGGAGAAAGAGCCUGUGGUGGAUACUGCUCUAUGUUAUAAACUCUGGGAAACUUAUCCUCUUGCAUAUUUAAACAGAUAGUGUCAUCUUUCUGUCAAUUCAUUAACUGCUAUUUUUAGGGACCUUGCAGUUUGCACAUAUUUGUUUUGUAUCAUGGCGGUGAACAUUUGUAGGAAAACAUGCUCAGCAGCUUUCCCAGUUGAAAAAUGUUAUGGUAAGCAUGCCCAUCUUGCAAUCUUCAGGAUUUUUAUAUGUAGCAUAAAAUAGUGUGCAAGAACAAAUGCACUCAAAUUUUAUGACCUUAUACAUUCAUCAUGUAACUACUCUUAAAAAAAAAAAAAAAAAAUCCAUCUAUCAAAUAUACAUUGCUGCAUUCUGUCUGCUUUUUGUCUGGAUUUUUUUUUUUGUUUAAGUACUGUUGGAAUUAUAGAAUUGCUUUAUAUGCACACAUCCUAAAAAUGAUGCAAGAUAAAAUGUGAUAUCUUUUACUGAUAAAUGCUUGUCCUUGUUGGUACUGUAUAACAUAAACAGCAUGAUUACACAAUUUUUACAGCCAAGUCUGUUACAAAUUCUUUUUUGUUAAGCAGAGCUAUCUAAACUAUGGCCUCUGCCAGUUUAUAGUUAACCUGAACACUUUUUGAAGAGAUUUCUAAUAUUUCCUUUGAGAAGUUGAGCAAACACAGUAGGGGAUUUUUUAAAAAAUCAUCACUUCAGUUGAUAACUUGUUGUUUAACUGGUGUUUUAAUCCUGUCAUAUUUAUCUAUUAAAUUUAUGGCAUUCUUGCACAGUAGUCUUUAUGAUGCUGCCCACUGUAGUCCUGCUGUAGAGUCUUCAUUUUUUUGGCCAAGGAUUUGAAUGGUGUCUUUUUAUUCUUUCAUUGAGAAUCAGUUUGCCACACUUAAGUCCAGACGCUCUUUUCCUAAACAUUGGUAAUGUACAUAUAUAUCUCAAACUGUAGCUCACUUAUGGCUAUGAAGGUCUAUAUCGCACAACUGCUUUGUGUGGCUAUUUGUUCAGAAACAAAAAUUUCCUGUCAGACACUAAAUAUGGGGAAAGUCACGUUGCUUUUGGAUCUCUGGGGAAAAUACUAUUGCAGUGAGUAUUUCACUUGGGUUUACUGUAAACAGCCAAUGGUUUAUCUGUUUCAGAAGACUUACCUGUAUAGACUAAUAAAUUUUUUCCAAAGUAUUCAACUUUGCUAUCCUCUUCCUAUUGUACAGUUGUAUAUUUUUCUAGUACACUUUUUGUGGAGGGAUUAUUUCUGGUGCAUUAAAGCAAAGACAAGCCUAGGCACAUCCUUCUUAAUUAAUCAAGUAACUGAUCUUCAUAUUGGAACAAACUACUAAGCAGUUUCUUGUAAAUAUACAUUUAAAAUACCUUUUUAUUACUGCAUUUUCUGUAGAUGUCAGCAAUCCAUCAUAGUAAGUCUGUAAUUUACCAGAAACAAUCCAAUUGGCUGCAAAAGUACACUUACUCAUCUAUGGAAACCUUGCUUUCUACUCUUACACUUGGUAGAAAACAUUACCAAAAUUUGAAGACUUAAAUAUACUAGCUGUUUUUACCAAAUAUUGUAUCUUAAGUACUAUUCCUGUAAGUAGGAUCAUUUAAAUAUGUAAAUGUAAUCAAUAACUUAAUCCACUUCCAUGUUUCAUUAAAGCUUUAGAUGUGUCUUCCUGUGUCUUGAUACAGCA